AUGUCGUCUCGAUGGCUGCCAGACUAUGUGCUAUGCCGCAGCAAAGAUGCUACAAGCUACAGUUCCACUCGCGGAAGGCUAUCAAAUCCGUUUGACUUGGUCACUGAGGAUGCGUCAAUCGCGUCUAUCCAGCGGAAAAGCCGUCACCUCUCAGAGGUGGUUGCUGUCUGCAAAAACAUACCCAAGAAGUUCCGUGGUUUCGUGGAGAAUGUGGGUUCAGAGUUUGUUUUAAAGUCAUCAUUGACUCAGCUUGGUGUCAACGCUGAGGACACCCAGAUCAUUCUUGACAAGGAUAUUUUUCGGGCUGAAAUCCGCUUGAAGCUGGUGGCUCUGUCACCCCUUGCAGUGCUGAUGCUGGAUUAUAUUGGUGAGGGGGCUUAUAUUGGAAAGCUCUUUGCAAGGGAAGAGGUCCGCAAAGUGCGGGACAUGAGUUACAUAAACCGUCUGUUGCACAUGCAUGAUCAGGGAGGUGAGCAGCUUCUCACCUACGGCGAUUCUCUGGAGCCAAAUUGGGAAUUGAAAAUCGUGGAGGGCCGCGUGAUUGCAUUCUUACCUGUUCUGGAGGGUACCUACACGUACAAUGGUGAGAUACAUGGUCUCCUUCCAACGAUUGGCGCGGCUCUUAAAAACCGUACCAAGUAUAAGGAUAUCCUCCGCCUUCACCAAGACUUCAAUGAGAAACACACACGUAUUGCGCCACCCAACGGGGUUCUAAUGGUGCGUGGCUACGCAAUGCACCUGCGGACAAUGUUUGGGCGUGUUGUGGACGAGCUACUUCCUCCGGGUCUUAAGUCUAUGAGUUCCCGCGUUAUUGAACCUGAUUCUGGUUUAACCCAGAAGCUAAAGAAGCGCACUUUUGUCUUCUUUGGGGAGUCUUCUGAAGAACUUACGCACGUCCCAAUUGAAUUUUUCACGUUGGAAGCUUACCGUGAAAAUCUGCCCUUUUUACUUCGUAAAACGCUUUCGCAGCGAUGCGUGUGCAAGGCUGAUGUACUCCGAGUUUUUAAAACGGCGCCAAAGGGUAAUAUGUGUUGCUGCACAUACGUCAGCAAAGGCGGCCAAUUCAACGAACUGACGCCGGAUGACUGGGUCACGGCAGACCCAAAGUUGCUACCCUAUGUGGGAUAUGAUAAUCCUGAGCAGCAGCAGAAACUAGCAGAACAAGCCGUGUACCAGGAAUGUGAAUACAGCAUUCUCUCGGCUAUUGCAGCUGGCGAUAUUACAAGUGACGGCGUUUUGCUAACUCGAUUUUUUCCAUCCCCGUGUUUGAAGUCGUUGAUUCUAUCUUGUGCUGUUGGGAGGAAGGUCCGCGCUGUCUUUUUCACACAGGCUUCGCGGCAUCACAAGGAGUUCUUCAGUCAAGAUGACAGUGGCCUUCUGUGCGAUAUGAACACAUUUGGUAUUGCGGCUUUCUACGUUGAUGAAGCUCGUGGAGAUAUUUUCCAGUUUAUCCGACGUCAUGACCGUGACGCUGGGGUGUUUGUGCCUAUUGAGCGGAGGCAGGAGUACGUCCUCGCCACAUUCUUUGGCGUGUAUGGCUCCAACCUUAUCGAGGGAGAUUUCGAAGCAGAACUGAUACUUCUACUGAAUGGUAUAUUGCAGCUGAAGCGGACGUGCAAUCAUCCGUUGCUGAACCCAAAGAAGACACUGGCCCUUGUUACCGGUGGAGGUCCUGGUGCGAUGGAAGUGGGCAAUCGGGUUGCCAAGUCACUCGGCAUAUUGUCGUGCGGUUUGUUUGUCGACUUUGGCACACUCGCGCAAAAGCCCGGUUCAACCCUCAAUGAACAGACAAAGAACCCAUACGUUGAAGCAUUCAUGACGUACCGCUCGAACAAACUGGUGGAGCGUCAGUCGGACUUCAACCUCGAUCUCCCUAUUUUCCUGACGGGAGGCAUUGGCACUGAUUUCGAGUACGCGCUGGAGGAGGUGCGCCGAAAGGUGGGUGCUGUGCCACCGAACCCCAUUAUCCUCUUUGGCAGCAUAUCGCACUACACGGGCAAAAUCACAGGACGCUACCAGGAGAAUCUUCGAAAUGGAACCAUCAAGGGAUCAGAAUGGAUUUGUACCAUCCCUUGGCUCGUAUCAUCAGGGCGAGAGGCUCUGGAAGUAUACAGGCGGUUCUUUAAUGGACAACUUCCGGUUGGCCCAGGAUAUCCUCUUAACGAUCGGGGGUUCGUUAUUGCGUCGGAAUAUCUGGCGAAUCACCCCAUGUAG
Molecule: messenger RNA, 2214 nt
Organism: Trypanosoma grayi
Lineage: Eukaryota; Euglenozoa; Kinetoplastea; Trypanosomatida; Trypanosomatidae
Exons: 1
Coding region: 1-2214 (737 amino acids)
Source: RefSeq, a predicted model, not a curated record